AUGGCUCACAUCGCGGACUUUAUGGUCGACACCGGCAACGCGUUGGGAUUAAAUAAUUUUAUCGCCCGAGAGUUGUCACCAUCACCAUCUCAUGAUUCACCUAAAGAUAUUACACCUUCAGAUGACAAGGAGAAGUACAUCUGGAGGAUGCAUCAACCAUCUGAACCUCGCAAAUAUCAGUUAUUCCCACAGAAGGACAAGACAUCGGUAGCAGCGGGUCGAAGGAGUCCGGAAGGUCGAAAGAGUCCGGAAUCAGACAAGACAUCGAUACCGUCACAAUCAGCGGGGCAAAACGUAACUGUAGAGAAGGACCGAUCGAUACUUGGGAGUGCUCUAAGGUUGAAGGGAAAAGGAGAACAAAGUCUUAUUCGUCGACGGAAAGUGUCUGUUCCAGAGCUGGGACCCAUGACGACGGUGCAAGAAGUUGCCAUGGAUUCUCCCACUAUACCUGGCCGGCCACCACUCCAUGAACGUUCGAUCAGUGCACCUGGCAAUAGCUGGCGUCAACAUGUCUUUGGAGAGAGUAUGCUAUUAUGUAUAUCCGGACCUGCACUGGACGAGAAUGCAGAACUGGCUAUAUCGGAUAUUGGAAAGACUCAGGGUCGGCGGAACCGAGCUGAUUCGUCCUCGCCAAAACCACGACCCCUCUCUCCCAGGUCACUAGCACCUCUCAUUAUCCCAUCAACGUCUUCGCCUCAACCACAACAACGAUUUAUCAAGCAAAUCUCAAAUACGAGGCUUCGUUCAGAAAGCACCCCUCCUGAGGUUCCACCAAAAUCCGCGCGGAUGAAAGAGAUAUACUCCCAUGGCCGAAGUUCUCCAUUCACACCCAUGUCUUCUACAACGAGUCUCUCUACAGCUCCAACAUCCGUUUCCAACACACCGCUGUCAACCAUCCCAAGUACAGGUAGCAAUGCCACCACGCCAACAAGCUCAGCCCUAGAGGGGCGAUCCUCACCGAAGCCAUGGACCGGUCCUGUCAUCGCGCCCAGUCCCAUGGGUCACUCUCGAGGUCAGUCAGAGUCGACUCAACGAUCAGCUUUUACAAUGGGCCACCGAAGAGGGGAAUCAGAAGCAUCCAUAAUGGAUCGAGGACGGCCCAAGAAGCGAGAAGACGGAAGCCCCCUCAAACGUAAAUUGAGCAAACGCAGCGCCUCGAUAGAACAACAAGCAUUUGAGUUACUCCCGAGUGGCCACCGCCCUACCGAUAUACUAUCCGCCCUACCUGCAUCAGAAAUCGAAACCAUCCGCAAACAGGCAAUGGGCCAAGCAUCCCGCUUCGAGGUCCUGAACUCCAAGGACGUAGAGUCCCUCUCAAGAGAACUCCGCGGCCUUGAUGAACGCUGCGAAUAUCUCCGCAAAACGCACCGCUCCCUACGCUCUGGCCGCCGCAAUCUCCACGAGAGAAUCUGCACCUACCUGCGCUCGCCGCGCGUCGCGCGCUUCUCGCACGAAAGCAUGCUUAAGCAAGAAGAAGCGCUCUCGGAACUCGACACUAGUAUCGACGACUGGGUAUCCAAGCUCGAGCAAGCCGACAAUCGUCGGACUCGAGUCAGGCAGAAGUUGCUAGAACAUGUAGCUGCUGCGUUGAUCAUGCAAUCCGAGCAACCACAACAACAACAAGCGGAAACCCAAGUUAGUGCUGUUGUUGCGAAUGGAGAGAAUACCCCGCCCAGAAGUCCGGUGAAGAUGCAUAGUCCAGAGAGGCUGGCGGAGGAAGUUGGCGUGAGCAGCCCGGAGAGUAUCUGUUCGAGGAGGGGCGAUGUGGAGAGUAUUCGGAUUUAUGCGGAUAGUGAUGUAUAUGCGCUGCUCGCUGAUGUCGAAGAGGAGAUCAAUCGCAUGGGCGAUCAGGUUGAAUCCGACAAGAAAGAGCAACAACAGCAGCAGCAACAAGAAAAUGCACUCGAAAACGAAAAAGAAAAGGAAAUGGAAAAGGAAGAAGACCCGCAAAAGGAAAAAAGAGAAGAAAAUGCGAUUUCUGCUGGCAUUACCUUGAGCGCCGUUGCGUUCUCGGGGUUUCCGAGCACGCGACAUUAA
Molecule: messenger RNA, 2037 nt
Organism: Lachnellula hyalina
Lineage: Eukaryota; Fungi; Ascomycota; Leotiomycetes; Helotiales; Lachnaceae
Exons: 4
Coding region: 1-2037 (678 amino acids)
Source: RefSeq, a predicted model, not a curated record